This is a messenger RNA of Euleptes europaea (tarantolino), 1066 nucleotides long. It is a transcript of the gene GALM, whose product is annotated as galactose mutarotase. Gene Ontology annotation, molecular function: carbohydrate binding; aldose 1-epimerase activity. The record is from RefSeq and is a predicted model, not a curated record. Gene Ontology annotation, biological process: glucose metabolic process; beta-D-galactose catabolic process via UDP-galactose, Leloir pathway. The transcript has 7 exons. Lineage: Eukaryota; Metazoa; Chordata; Lepidosauria; Squamata; Sphaerodactylidae. Bases 38 to 1066 code for a protein of 342 amino acids.
CUUUUUCUUUACAGAUAAGGCCUAGGGGAGGGGAACAAUGACAAAAGUGACACGAGAGAAAUUUGGGGAUUUACCUCAUGGUGGAGAGGCUGUAGAAAAAUUCCUGCUCAAAUCCGAUGCAGUUGAAGUGGAGAUUAUAUCCCUAGGCUGCAUUAUUACUGCCUUGAAGACUAAAAGCAGAGAUGGAAAGUUCUCAGACGUUGUUCUGGGCUUUGACUGCUUGGAAGGCUACAUCAGGAAGCACCCCUAUUUUGGAACGGUUAUAGGACGGGUCGCAAAUAGAAUUGCCAAAGGGAAAUUUAUGGUGGAAGGAAAGGAGUAUCACUUGGCCAUCAACAAUGGACCCAACAGUUUGCAUGGUGGAAUAAAAGGAUUUGACAAGGCUGUCUGGGCCCCUGAAGUGCUGUCAGAUGGUGUACGGUUUUACAGAGUAAGCCCAGAUGGUGAGGAGGGAUAUCCUGGAGAGCUGGGAGUAUGGGUGACGUAUACUCUGAACAACGGGGAGCUAACGAUAAAUUAUGGAGCUCAAAGCAGUAAGACAACUCCAGUCAGUCUGACAAACCAUGCCUACUUCAAUCUUGCAGGGCAGGGGUCACCCAAUAUCUAUGACCAUAAGUUUACCAUAGAGGCAGACUCUUAUCUACCUGUGGAUGAAAAUCAAAUCCCGACAGGAGAAGUCGCUUCAGUGCAAGAUACAGCUUUUGAUCUGAGGGAGCCAGUAGUGCUUGGAAGUCACCUGGAGAAGUUUCAGCUCAGUGGGUUUGACCACAACUUUUGUCUGAAGCAGGCUAAAGAGCUGCAGUUUUGUGCAAGAGCUUACCAUCCUCCUAGUGGUAGGACAAUAGAGGUAUACACAACUCAGCCUGGGAUUCAGUUUUAUACUGGAAAUUUCUUAGAUGGUUCUCUGAAGGGUAAAGGAGACUGUGUGUAUCCCAAACAUUCUGGCUUCUGCCUUGAAACACAGAACUGGCCAGAUGCAGUGAAUAAGCCUAAUUUCCCGAAUGCUCUAUUGCACCCAGAAGAGGAAUACAGGCACAUAACUUGCUUCAAAUUCUUUGUAUCAUGA